AUGAGGUAAAUUGUUUCAUCUUAUAUUGAAAAUAGUCAAGAGAUAUAAUAUUAAAGUAAAUUGGAAGCAAUAGCCAUAGAAGAUAUACUCACCACAUAGUUUUUGGAAUUAAAGUAAAUCUAAAUUAGACAUAGGUUAAUUAUACUUAUUUAAACUUAGUAGAAGGUUAUCAAAAACCCUUUUUUAAUUUAUCAGAAGACUUUUUUUUGGGAUUUAUUCAUAAACAUUUGCAAGAAGGAGAGAAUAAUAUUAUUGCAUCUUAAGGUGA
Paramecium sonneborni is the source of this 268-nucleotide messenger RNA. NCBI's taxonomy places the organism in Eukaryota, Ciliophora, Oligohymenophorea, Peniculida, Parameciidae. The record is from the annotation of a GenBank genome assembly.